GCUAGUAACAUUAACCCUAAAACUCGAUCCCUCAAACACGAAAUGUUUGUCAAAAAUUGUGAAAUCCUAGUGACUAAAAAAGUGCGAUUUCUAUCUCACCGUUAAAUGGCAUUAAACAUUAAGCGACGCUGGGCCUAAAAGUGAAAUCAUGUCGAUUGUGUGCCAAGAAAUAUUUGAUGAAACCAGUCACCCCUCAGUGGAAGAAAUCAAAGACUAUGCCCUCAAAAUUGGGAUUGAUCCUGAUUCGGAGCCCCAACUUCUUCCACUGGCCACCGAAGGGCUAAUGAAGGCCUUGCCCCCAGGAUGGAAGCCUUGUUACGACGAUAAAUCAAAAUCCUACUACUACUACAAUCAAAUAACAAAGAAGACACAGUGGGAACAUCCACUUGACGAUAUUUAUCGCAAUUUAGUGAAAAAAGUUAGGGCUGAGAGCCAGUCGCUAUCCAUAAACGAACCUACUGAAGAUGCCACGUAUGCCAAAGAGGACGAACUGAAGAGUUAUGAAGAAAUGUUGCCACCAGACUUUCCAAAGUUACAACCCCUAACAUUAGGUCCUAGAAAAAGAGAUAUCCGCUUAUCUCCUUUAAAACUAAGCCCAGCCCACAGUCCAAGACAUGAAUCCCGACUGCUCAAGCAACGCUCUGAAGACAUUCUAGUCGGAACUAAUAAAUUUCUUCACAAAUUCAGCAGCUUUGACGAAGAUAAUAAAGAGAUGGGGAUGUUUGACAAGCAUCCGCGGACUUUGGAGAAAAUGGAAUUAAAAGUCACGGGCGGAGGAGCAAUGUUUCUCAAGUCUAACACCAAAAAAAGUGAACUGCUGCCUAGUCCCGGUCAGAGAAGUGAAGGCCUCGACUUACCAAGAGGCAUUUUAAGGGAAAGAGCCAUCGAGCAUUCGAAAAGCAUGGAUUUUGAUAAGGUUUCACUCAAUGAUCGCUCAGAUAAAGACGACGAUGACAAGAAAAGUGUCCGGUUCAACCUUGAUAACAACACAACUGAUGUGGGAAUCACUUUCUCCGAUAAAAGCUCCAGUGAUGAGGAUAUUCUAAGCGACAAACAACCCAAAGAUGAAACUGCAGCGAUCAAAACUGCCCUCUCGAAAAAUCGAUUUUCUGUUUCGCCUGUUGUUGAAAAUCCCUCGCCUACUUUAAGGCUAAUUAAAGUACCUCCAGACUUUGUCAGGCCCAAAUUAACUAUAAAUACCGGCUCAGAUUCGGAUGAAGACACGAAAAGUUUAGAAAAACUGGAACUGAAGACUAUCGAAGAUAUGUUUGAUAGCGACAGUUCCAGUGUGGAUGAUAAAGUAAAGACUAAGUUGGAAAAGAGAGCGGAACAAAAAGUAACACAAGUCAAGCAGAAGAUAUGGGAGGAGAAGAACGAGGAACUAGUCAAUUUUAAGCAGAAACUCGACGAGUCUCAUCAGCAUGAAUUAGAUAGGAUUUUAGAAAAUGAAAAAUCCAAACAUGAAGAAGCCAUAAAGACUGAAUUAGAUAACUGUAAAGCUGAGCUUGAAGUGAGGACCAAAGAAGAAAGACUGAAUUUUGAUAGCAGGAUUAAGGAUAUAUCGGCGAAAAUGGAAGAGCAAUUGGAGAGCGAUCGAGAGAAAAUUUCUCAUCAAUAUGAGCUAAAGAAAGAUGAACUGGAAAAAUAUUAUGAUGAAAAACUGGCCGAAAUCGAAAAAGAACUUGCUGAUAGAGUCGAGAAACAGAAGCAGGAAAUGAGCUUCAAUCACAACGCCGAUAUAGAGCAACUUAGACAAAAUCACUCUAUCAUCAUUGAAGAAAUCAAGCGGGAAUUUACUCUUGAAGAACAAAUUAUGAAGCAAGAACAUCAAGUAGAAAUGUUGGAGCUGAAGCGCAAGCUUCAGAGUGAAGCUGAGGCUGUUAAGUCUAAGCACACAUACGACGAUCGUCAAUUUGAGAAAAUGCGAUGCGAAAAGCGGCUGCUUGAAGACAAGUAUCGCUGUUUAAAGGAAAAAUACUUGCGAUUGAAAACCGAAGUUAAACUUUCAUUAGAGAAGCGAAGCCGUCGCAAAGAACAGAAUAGUACUAAUACAACCGCCACCAACACUACCGGUUCUGAAACUGAACAGAGCCAUUCCAACAACAAAGAUCGGACUCCUUUAAAUUCCCCUUCGAGAAAACUCCUGGAGAAACCACCAACACCGGGACAGUCCGGCAAACUCGACACCAAAGUGACUAAAGUGAUUAUUCAAGAUUUGGAUACAUCAGUGAGUGAUAAUUGUUAUCAAAGUGAUGAUAAAGGAAACCCAAAUGAUUCUUCGGACAGCAUCAAUCCAGGGAGAAGCAGAAAAAAACUGUUUUCGAGGCUUAAAAGCUCUUCAACCUCACGGAUCAAUUUGAAUUCUAAAUCCAGAAAAAAUCAGCAACGAUCUUGUUCACCGGUUGAGAAUCUCAGAAAGCAACUGCAGAAACUUGAAGACUUAGAAGAUCAGUUCCCGCAGAACUCCCAAUGUGAUACCUAUCAUUUGAGUUUUUACAGAUACCCAUUUUCGGAUGGGCAGCCAUUCGAAGGAAGCUCAGAGUUGGAGUUUUUUCGCCACAGAAUUCACCUGGAGCGGGAUUCGAUUAAAAGAGCCAAAGAAAGCCUGAGGAGUCAGAAGGCGUUGUUUCAGCAGCGACAGAAAGAGCUCAAGCUCAAGCAUGGAUCGAUGGCGCGACAUACUUUGCAGCAACUAUGCCAAGAGGAAAAAGAGCUCACAGACAUGGAAGUCAAUUUGCAUCGCACCAGGAGCCUGCUAGGGGAGAAGGUAAUAAGACUGCGCCACUUAGAGCAAUCUCUUCAUCGGGCAAACGCCCAAAACGACCAAAGCAAAUUGGAUGAUGCCACCUUGAGUGAUUUGUCGUCUCACAGUGCAAGUUCCGGCAUCAGCUCAACUGAAUUUGUAGUUGCCGAAGGAGGCGGUUAUUACAAAGCGAUUUCCAAGGCGGAUUUUCAGGAACCGUCUGAAAUUAUACAGAGCCUGGAAAAUCUCAACUUGGAAAUUCGCGAAAUAUGGGGCGUGUUGCGGACGCAACACCAACAGUCAAGUAUUGCUCAAGUGAUGCCACCACUAGUGUACCCUGAUCUAGGGUGGCCUGUGCUUGCUGGGGCCGCAAGCGUACCUGCUCCCCCAUCAAUCCCCACACUUGCCGAUAGAUUGCAUAAUUAUAGACAACAGGUCGCUCUGGCGAACGCUCAGAGCACUGUAGUUACCCAUGCUUCUCAGGGGGCAACCACAACUUUAAUUGAGAGAACUCGGAAUUUAAGACACUGGUUGAGACAAACUGGAUCUGAAGCUUGCAAUGAUAAUAUCAACCCAUCAAAGACAAAUCUGUAGAAGCGCAUUUAUACUUUAGUAGCGACAAGUGCAGUCUGUUGUCUAGAAUUUAAGUCUACAAUGUAUAUCACAGGCUCGCCUGAAUUGGAUAACCGCGUUUUCCACACUUGAUUUAUUACGAACGACUUAAGGAAGUUUCGGAAUUUAUAUGAUUGGUUGCCAAUAACUAUCAAGGAAAAUGUUCUAGCGGCUUCAAAAGCAAUAUUUAAAAAUUUCCAAUCUUUAAAAAUGCCUUGCUAGCUUUUACGCGCCCUAUAUAAGUUACAACUGACCUCUCCAGACUGAUUAUGUAUUGUGAUAGAUAGAAUCUUUAAUUUCUAUUUAUUGUCUUUUAUCGAUGUAUGAUACUUCGGAUUACUAUUACCGCAUAUGUCAACUAGAAAGAAAUAGUUUCUAUUUACUGUUAAAAACCUCUCGAAACUUUAUCGUUAAUCUUAUAAAGACUAAGCUAAUUGGAAUGAAUUACACACCAUUCUCUGAAGUGAGUUGUGGGUUAUCGAGUAUGGGUUUGAACUAAAUGCGGGGAAAAUGAGGACCAAUCAACUUGGUGAUUUUUUCGAAAUUGGGGGCUGAGACGAGACAGAUUUUGCAGAUUAUGCAAAAAAAUAAAACGGAGAGGAUGGUGAUAUUAGACGAUGUAAUCAUAGACUAAGGCAUACUAAUGACCAUUUUUAACUUUAGCCCAUUUGGCCAAAAUUGCUGUUCAGUUAAGUCUUGUUAAAAAUAGAAAUUGUUCUCUUAAAGACGAAUUUCUCGAUUAUUCGUAGAUAUGGGCAGAUGCAAAAUACACUUCCUACAUCCAUUGGUCUACUUAGUACAAUCAUGUGCCAAUAACUUGCUGUGUUAAGGAAAUAUGCUAAAAUUAUCUCGGUUGUAAAAUCCCAUGUUUCGCUUUUUCAAGAUUUUUUUGUUAGCGGGAUUAUUCGUUGUUUGAUUUUAAUUUUUGACUGUGAUUUCUAUUGUUUAGUUUGGUGCACAAACAUAGUUAUUUAGCUAGUUUAGUAAGUACAUUGUUAGUAAAUUAAAUGUGAAAUAAUGGUAUGCAGGUACAAUAAGCACAUUGUGGAAAUAUUGAAAAAGAUCAAUCUGAUAAAUACCAUUUCAUUAUGCACUUAAUGUAAGCGCCGCAGGUGUCCAACAUACCAAAAGAUAUCAAUCAAAUAUGUAAAAUGGUGGUGUUUGCACUGAAUAAAGAGCUAUAACGUAAAA
Molecule: messenger RNA, 4546 nt
Organism: Dendroctonus ponderosae (mountain pine beetle)
Lineage: Eukaryota; Metazoa; Arthropoda; Insecta; Coleoptera; Curculionidae
Gene: Cep164
Product: centrosomal protein of 164 kDa
Exons: 18
Coding region: 149-3337 (1062 amino acids)
Molecular function (GO): protein binding
Source: RefSeq, a predicted model, not a curated record